CAUCAAAUUCUAUAUAAGCAGCUGAUAAGCGCAGACCAGAUCAAUUCCAUAUAGCUCAUUGACAACUUCGGAAAUCAUUCAAGAUGAAACGUUUGCGCAACAGCAUGUGGAUUGUGCCGCUGCUGCUGGUCGUCGGAGCGAGCUUUGGCGUUUUGGCUGCCGGCUACACUGGUGGGGUGAGCAGCCAUCUUGGAGGUGCGCGACCCGUGCGCUCUUUGGAGACGCUGAAGGAAUGGCAGCAGUUGGAGUACGGCUUUGCCUCGGACCGGGAUCGGCAGAAGGCGCAGUCGGAUGGCAAUUUGAUGCCUGGCUAUGGCACGCCCAUUGAUGUGCAGCCCCAUUAUCUGCCCAAUGGACAGGUGCGCAUCUUCACCACAGUGCCACGCUUCGUCACCGGCAUACCCUAUACCCUGGCCACAGUCUCCGAGCGGUCGGGCCGCAAUGGACCCCAGUUGCAGCCGUAUCCGGGCUACAAUUGGCAUAACAACAAUGGCGACAACUGUGACCAGAUUACGUCAGCAUUCCGUGUGUCUAUCAACGAGUGCAAUCAGAUGUGGGUCAUUGAUUCGGGCAAUGUGGGUGGUGUGCAACACUGUCCGCCACAGUUGCUGAAGUUUGACCUGAGCACCGAUAGUCUGCUGCAUCGCUUCCGUUUGCCCAACGAUACCUAUGUGGCUCACGCUUCGAUACUCAUCGCAACCAAUCUGCUGACGCAGGACCCGCCGCCGCGUGGCAACUGUGCCCGCACCAUGAUCUAUAUACCGGACGUGAACUACCACGGACUCAUCGUCUACGAUCAUCAGGCCGAUGCCGCCUGGCGCAUUCAGAAUCGCUUCAUGUACCCGGAUCCCGACUAUGGCCGCCACACCAUUGCCGGCGAGAGCUUCACUCUGAUGGACGGCAUCUUUACCGUGAACAAUGACAGGCAGAAUCUCUACUUCCAUGCACUGGCCAGCAUCAGCGAGUACUCUGUGCCGCUCAGCUUGAUCAACCGGCGACAGAACUGGGCAGAGGAUUCGGGUGCCAUGGAGGAUCAAUUCAAGCUGCUGGGCAGGCGUAAGAGCGAGUGUGCCGCCUCUGCUAUGGACAGUCGCAACAAUCUCUACUGUGUCACCCUCAAUCCGAUCAAGCUAUUCGCCUGGAACACGAACACGCCCUACACCACACGCUACUUUGGCAAUCUGCCAGCCAAAUCCAGCGAGCUGCAGUUCGUUAGCGGCAUGAAAGUCGUGCGCAAUCCUGGCGGUCAGGAGGAGCUCUGGAUGCUCUCCAAUCGUUUUCAGAAAAUUUCGGCGGGCACAUUGAACUCGAACGAGGUUAACUUCCGCAUCAUGCGUCGGCAGCUCGACGAUAUUCACAGCGGCAUGUAUUUCGCCAGCGACGAUGACCUGACCAAUCGUCUGAUCUUUACUUAAGCUCCACAGUAAACAGUUAUAGCUA
Messenger RNA from Drosophila navojoa, 1440 nucleotides. It is a transcript of the gene yellow-d, whose product is annotated as L-dopachrome tautomerase yellow-d. Gene Ontology annotation, cellular component: extracellular region. The record is from RefSeq and is a predicted model, not a curated record. Lineage: Eukaryota; Metazoa; Arthropoda; Insecta; Diptera; Drosophilidae.